Molecule: messenger RNA, 684 nt
Organism: Ascochyta rabiei
Lineage: Eukaryota; Fungi; Ascomycota; Dothideomycetes; Pleosporales; Didymellaceae
Product: dUTP diphosphatase
Exons: 3
Coding region: 1-684 (227 amino acids)
Biological process (GO): dUMP biosynthetic process; dUTP catabolic process
Molecular function (GO): dUTP diphosphatase activity; magnesium ion binding
Source: RefSeq, a predicted model, not a curated record
AUGGCAGACGAAGCCGAAGCCAGCACACCCGCCCCCACCCACGAGCCCCCGUCUCUCCCCAGCUCGCCCCUCCCCAAGCGUACCAGAAUCAUCGACCCGGCCCCGUUCAACCAGGCCUCGACACUACCGCGCACCACCGACUCGGGCACCGCGACCCCAACCCCGCUAGCCAGCUCCAGCAUGGCCGCCCUGCCGCCCCCCGCGCCCGUGGCCCCCAGCAUCGCCGCCGGUGCAGCAGCAGAGCAGGCGCUGCAGGUCCUGCUGCUGAGCGAGCACGCCACCGCGCCCACAAAGGGCAGUGCCUUCGCCGCCGGACACGACCUGUACAGCGCAAAGGACACGCUGAUCCCUGCGCGCGGCCGAGCCAUUGUGGCCACCGACAUCUCCAUCUCCGUGCCCGUCGGGACCUACGCCCGCGUAGCCCCGCGCUCUGGCCUCGCAGCCAAGCACGGCAUCGACACCAUGGCUGGCGUCAUCGACGCCGACUACCGCGGCCCCGUGGGCGUCAUUCUCGCCAACCUGUCCGACACGGACUUUGAAGUCAAGGUCGGCGACCGCAUUGCGCAGCUGAUUGUCGAGAAGAUCGCAAUGCCAGAGGUGGUCGUCGUGCAGAAACUCGAGGACAGCGUGCGCGGCGCCGGCGGGUUCGGCAGCACGGGCGGAUUUGGCGCCGGCGCGGCCUAG